ACAUCUAAAGAGACCUGGAAGAUGAGGAGUCGAACCCGAGCAUGGUACUCUAACACACUCUGCAGAAAGGCUGAGCUACAGGGGCCCGAAUUGGAAAACACAGAUCGAAUCUAUUGCCGAGCACUCCUUAAUUUCUUGGCUUAAACCCUGCACUUCUCUCGCUUCACCCACGAGCCUCUCAAAAUGUUCAAGAAGUUCUGCAAUGAAGAAGUGUCUGGACAAAAUCAAGUCAAAGCAUCUGUGCAGCGCAAAAUCCGGCAAAGCAUUGCAGAAGAGUACCCAGGUCUUGAGCUUGUGCUUGAUGAUUUGCUUCCAAAGAAGUCUCCUCUCAUUGUUGCAAAAUGUCCAAACCAUCUGAAUCUAGUCGUGGUGAAUAAUGUACCACUGUUUUUCAAUAUAAGGGAUGGACCAUAUAUGCCUACGCUGCGGCUUCUUCAUCAAUAUCCAAAUAUAAUGAAGAAACUGCAAGUUGACAGAGGGGCUAUUAAGUUUGUCUUGUCCGGUGCCAACAUAAUGUGUCCAGGCCUUACAUCUCCUGGAGGUGUCUUGGAUGAAGAAGUUGAGGCUGAGACUCCUGUUGCAAUAAUGGCAGAAGGGAAGCAACAUGCCCUUGCUAUUGGCUUUACAAAAAUGUCAGCAAAGGAUAUAAAAUCAAUCAACAAAGGAAUCGGCGUUGACAACAUGCACUAUCUUAAUGAUGGCCUUUGGAAGAUGGAGCGUCUGGAUUGAGUGUGAUCUGAUCAGAAUCAAUUCAAUGGACUCUUGACCAAAGACCGAAACGGGUUUUGAUGCGCUUAAACUAUAAUUACUAUGCAUACCAUGGCUUGAAUUUGCAGUCUUUUUGAGCAGUAAUGGUAAAUCUAGAAUGCUAAUAUUACACUCAUGUAUUUUGAUAAUCAUUCUUAGACUCAAUGGGAGUGUUUUAGAAAAAUUUAAAUCUUUGUUUUUUUUGCUUAUCUGAGCUCCUUUUACCAUUCUGGUGUUUGAUAAACCAACAUAAAUUUCUGUGUAAUGCCUAUGUUAAGACGUUUAAAUCUCACAAGUCAUAGACAAGUAUCUACCUGUCUUAGGU
Cuscuta campestris is the source of this 1072-nucleotide messenger RNA. The record is from the annotation of a GenBank genome assembly. Lineage: Eukaryota; Viridiplantae; Streptophyta; Magnoliopsida; Solanales; Convolvulaceae.